AUGAAGGCGAUCCGCAAGGCGGCGCUGCGGCCGCGGGGCGACGCGGACAUGUCGCUCCCGCUGACGCACUACUACAUCAACUCGUCGCACAACACCUACCUCAACGGCGACCAGCUCACGUCGAGCAGCUCGCCCGACGCCGUGAGCCGCGUGCUUCGUUUAGGCUGCCGCGUCGUCGAGCUCGACUGCUACGACGUGUCCGACUACAAGUACGCCAAGGGCAAGUUCGAGGCCACCGUCGUCGUCACGCACGGCGGCACGCUGACGUCCAAGUGCAAGUUCAAGCACAUGAUCGCGGCGAUCCGCGACAACGCGUUCGUGACCACCGACUAUCCCGUCAUCGUCACGCUCGAGAACCACUGCAAGGAGGAGGGCCAGAAAUUGAUCGCCAAGAUGCUCCACACGAUCCUGGGGUCCAAGCUCUACGUGCCCGUCGACGGCGCCAAGGUCGGCCCGGAGCAGCUCCGGGGCCGCAUCGUCAUCCGCGACAAGCACAAGGAGGAGAAGGUCAUCGAGGACGUCAUCAACAUGGACUCCCAGGACAACGACGACGACUACGAGACCAUCAAGGCCCGCGGCGGCCACCUGAAGAACAAGCCCCAGGGCAAGGGCAAGGACAAGGCGAAGAUGGGCUCCGCGAGCCCCCGCGUCGCGGCCGUGGACGCGUCCAAGACCCGCGGCGACCUCAAGAGCGCCAUCGAGGAGAAGCUCAAGGCCGACGAGCACCAGGGCGCGCUCAUGGCCUGGACGCAGACGUCGCUCGCGCGCAUCUACCCGGCCGGCUUCCGCAUCGAGUCGUCGAACUACGACCCGUCCGACGCCUGGGCGACGGGCUGCCAGGUCGUGGCGCUGAACAUGCAGGUCAAGGGCGAGGACAACCCGCUCUGGACGAACCACGGCAAGUUCCUCGCGAACGGCGGCGCGGGCUACGUCCGGAAGCCGUCGUGGAUGAUGCGCAAGGACUUCACGUUCCUCAACACCUACUUCGAGGCGCUGCGGACCCAGUCCCUGCCGACGAAGGCCCACCUCAGUGUCCAGCUGACCUCGGCCGAGGGCUGGACGGAGGGCUGGGGCCUCGAGUCCGCGCCGGACGUCUACUGCAUCGUCUCCGUCGCCGGCGGCCCGCCCCAGGACAAGCAGCACCACAAGUCCAAGACCAUCGACAACUCCAAGAGCCCCGUCUGGAACGAGACGGCGACCUUCGACCUCGCCUGCCCGGAGCUCGCGGUCGUCACGCUCGAGUUCUGGGACGACGACGACCUCUCCGGCGACGACUACCUCGGCCACGUGUCCCUGCCCCUCUCCGAGGUCAUCACGGGCGAGCAGCUCGUCAUCCCCCUCCUCGGCAACGCCCUCACGCUCUGGAGCCUCGGCGGCCAGCCCACGGUCAAGGUCCGCUUCGACGUCUCCGGCGACCUCGGCGACGGCUCGAGGGACGCCGCGCCCGCGCGCGACGCGGCCCUCUCCGCCGACGACAUCAAGCCCGCCAUCUCCUACGACAACGCCAACCAGGUCUCCUGCGUCGACAACACGUGCUGA
Messenger RNA from Aureococcus anophagefferens, 1539 nucleotides. RefSeq lists its product as hypothetical. Gene Ontology annotation, molecular function: phosphatidylinositol-4,5-bisphosphate phospholipase C activity. The transcript has 2 exons. Gene Ontology annotation, biological process: phosphatidylinositol-mediated signaling; lipid metabolic process. The coding region runs from base 1 to 1539 and encodes 512 amino acids. The record is from RefSeq and is a predicted model, not a curated record. Lineage: Eukaryota; Pelagophyceae; Pelagomonadales; Pelagomonadaceae.